GAGCAUCUUUCCGUCACUCUCCUUCUUCAAACGCCAAAGACGCAUAUCUCAAAACCUCUGAAUUCCCCCAAAACCCCUAAAUUUUCUUUAAUUUCCGACCAUAUUCCCACAUGGGCACCCCUUCAUCUCCUCAAACUCAACUCUUGAGCCUUUGAUUGGUGUGUUUUUUCAUAUAUCUGGGCCUGAAAAUGUCAAUCUCUGUUGGGUCUUCUUCAUCUUCCCAAAACAUGCAGUCCUCGAGCUUCUGAUUGGUGUUUUUUUCCUUCAAAUUUCUGGGCCUGAAAAUGUCAAUAUCUGUUGGGUCUUCUUCAUCUUCUUCUUUCUGUCUGUCUUCUAUCUCUCUUCCAUCUCAUUUUCAUCAGAAGAAGAGUUCCAAGCCAAACUUACCAUUGGGAUUUUUUGAAGGCAGGAGAUGCGGCCUACGGCGUCUAAGAAAUGUAGGCAAAUCAGGGCAGUCCGGAUAUGGGGCAUUCAAGACGAACAGGAAAUGCCCGAAGAGGCAAUUGAUUCUCUUUGCUUCUUCUGAAGAUCAGCCGCCAAAUGAUGAGCUCGAUUCAGUUUCUUCAGAGCAAGAAGAGCUACUUCCCAUUCCAGAGGAAGGUUCCCAAGAAAGCAGUUCGUAUCUCCAAAUAGAGAGAACAGAAGGAAAACCGGGUCUUAUAUCGUUCUAUGGUCUUCCACAUAGAAGAAGGAAUGAAAUCCUUGUAUCUGGCCUUAGCAAGGGAAGAUCAGACCUUUUAUUGUUUAUUGGUCCGGCAGUCUUGGUAACGUCUUUGGUUUUCCCAUCACUAUACUUACGGAGAAUACUUUCCACUGUAUUUGAGGACUCGCUUUUAACAGAUUUCCUCAUAUUGUUCUUCACAGAAGCUCUCUUCUACAGUGGAGUUGCGGUCUUUAUCCUAUUAAUAGAUCAUGUGCAGAGACCUCUUCAGCCACUAACUUCUAAGAGUGACGGUCAGUUGGGAACUGGGAUUGGGCUCCGCAUUUCUUCCGUGGCUACUUUGGUACUCAGCCUGAUAAUACCUAUGGUUACCAUGGGCUUUGUUUGGCCAUGGACUGGGCCGGCAGCUUCAGCUACUCUUGCUCCCUAUUUGGUUGGGAUUGUAGUGCAGUUUGCUUUUGAGAAAUAUGCAAGAUAUAAACAGUCGCCAGCUUGGCCUGUCAUUCCUGUUAUCUUUCAGGUUUAUAGAUUGCAUCAGCUGAAUAGAGCGGCACAGUUGGUGACAGCGCUAUCCUUCUCAGUGAGGGGAGCUGAGACGACAGCACAGACAUUGGCCAUUAACAGCUCUUUGGGGACUCUACUCAAUGUGCUUCAAUUCCUCGGCGUCGUCUGCAUCUGGUCUCUUUCAAGCUUCCUCAUGAGGUUCUUUCCUUCUCCAGCUGUUGUACCUGACCCGUGAUCUCUUUCGAAGGCAAAUCUACUCGUAUGGAUAUGGUUCGUUUUGGCCUUUACUAGACUGGAAGCAAAUUGGGUCUGUAGCAUUUCGACGUGCAGGUGUUUGUAUGGAAUGAGAUACAGCUGAUGAAGACGUCUGAGAUGCUUAUUGGAAUUCGAGUUGAAUGCAUGUGCUGAUGGAAAAGAUACGAAUAGCAACUGAUUGACCGGUUUUGAUCAUGUUGUUUAUAGGAAUUUUGUUGAAUUUGUGAUGUAUGCAGCAACACAGGAUCAAAUCUUACUGGGGGAAACAAAAAUAGAGAAAGAAUGAAAUAAAAGAAGAGGAAAUGCUUCCGGUUUAUCCA
Magnolia sinica is the source of this 1740-nucleotide messenger RNA. RefSeq lists its product as uncharacterized. The coding region runs from base 285 to 1400 and encodes 371 amino acids. Lineage: Eukaryota; Viridiplantae; Streptophyta; Magnoliopsida; Magnoliales; Magnoliaceae. Gene Ontology annotation, cellular component: chloroplast. The transcript has 7 exons. The record is from RefSeq and is a predicted model, not a curated record.